AUGGCCUGGCAGAGCCCCUCCGCCAUGGGUAACGGCGCCGCCCAGCAGGGCGACAACCAGGGUCCUGUCGGCACCGAGUACACAUUACAGGGCGUGAUGCGCUUCCUCCAGCUCGAAUGGCACAACCACGAGAGAGCCCGCAAUGCCUGGGACAUCGAACGCGCCGAGAUGAAAGCAAAGAUCGCGAAGCAGGAGGGCGAGGUUCGCAGCGCCAAGCGUCUCAACGAGCAGCUGGAAAAACACGUCAAGAUGCUGGAAAACGCAUUGAGGAACGAGCGCCAAAAGAACAAGGCUCACGCUGCCGGCGAGAAGCCUGUCGACCAGGACAAGGGCAAAGAGCGCGCCAGCCCAGACCUCAAGAGGAAGCCCGCGAACAAGCACCACAACUCAUUCCUCGACGUCGACCCCGAAGCCCACGAUUCGCCCGAGCAUGAGCGUGAAGCCCAGCGCGACAAGUCGAGACAGUUCCUCACAAAAUGUGUCGAGGAGAUUACCUACCUCUUGCAGCCGCCAGCUCAUCCUCCGCCCACACACGCUCAAUUACAUUCGUUGGCCAAUUCGUCUGGUUUCCUGAACCACGAUCAGUCUAUGGAGGAGGCAUACAUGCAGCAACAACGUCAGAAGAGCAUGGUUAUGGGCCUGCCGCAGCAGGCACCGGUUCCCAACCAUCAGCCACCACCCGUGCCGUCUCUAGCUGAUGUACCUAAUCUCACGCACACCUCGCAGUUGCCCCAGCAAGCCCCUUUUAUGACAAGAGAGCCGCCGAGCAACCAGCCUCUCCCCCAAAUCCCCGUGUCUGCUGUGGAAGCCACCCAGUCACACAUCGAAAUUGAACCCGGCUUUUCGAACAUUGCUGAGGAGGAGGUGGAAAAGGUUACGCACAGCUACGAUAGCUAUGGUCGUCCACUCCCUGCGAGAGAGGCCGAGCAGGGCGCUGUCCAGAGCACUGUGACAGAAGAUCCAGAUGGCUGGAAUUUCGACGAAACCGGCCCACCAACUGAGCCGCCGCCAGAUGUUCCGCCGCCACGGAGACCGGACACGGAUGCUUUCCCCAGCGCCAACAGCAUUCCGGCCAAGUCUCCCCCGCGCUCUGGUCCGCAAUCACACAGGAGAAAGAGUUCGGGAGCACAAUCAAUGUCACGGAGGAGGAGUCAAGGAAACGAGACAGGUGACCCUUCCGCACAGGGAGCCAAGACCGAUCCUCAGCAGUUCAAAGUCCGGUUUGCUCUGCGCGGCCAUCUUGACGUCGUCCGCUCAGUCAUUUUCACGGGAGGAGGCACGCCUUCAGAGCCCGAGAUCUGCACUGCUGGCGACGAUGGCACGAUCAAGAGAUGGAUAAUACCAGCCAGCUAUGUCGCCGGGCAGCAUGGUCCCCUCGGUACCGACAUUGAUAUCCAAAGCUAUUUCACCCACAGAGGACACGAGGGUGUUGUGACGUCUCUUGCGGCAUCCAACGCAAGCUUCUCUACCGGUGGCAGAGUCACGGGCGAUGGAUGGAUAUUCUCCGGCGGCCAAGAUUCGACUGUCAGGGUCUGGGAAAGAGGACGUGUCGAUCCGAAGGCAACACUGGACGGCCACACGGACGCGGUUUGGGCAGUUUGCGUCCUACCGUCGAACUGCGGGCAGGUGUUUGGUGGAAGCGCCAGCAAUUUCGGUGGCCCUGAGCGAGUUCUCUUGGCUUCCGGCUCGGCCGAUGGUACCAUCAAGAUCUGGGCCGUUAGCGCACCUCCUCAGCUCGUGUCACCUUCAGCCGGCUCAAGGCGUGGAGUUGGCGGUAGCCGCAGGCAUUCCGUUACCUCUGGUUCAAACUUUCCGUCCUCGCCCCAGCCUAGCGUGGCCACCUCCACGCCUUUCCAUUAUACUCUUGUUCACUCCAUUGAGCGUGCAGGUGUACCUUCCCCGACGUGCAUCACUCCGCUGUCCAAGACGGGUGAGACUAUCGUGGUCUCAUACACCGACGCCUCAAUUCUUAUUUUCGACACUCGCACCGGCGAGGAGAUUAUCGGCAUGGCCAGUGGAGAGACAUAUGACGGCACGAGCAAGACGGGCGUCAACACAGUUGCUGCGGUUCCAUCGAUUGAGGGCGCGUCAAGCGCUGAGGCCGGCCGUGGAAGCGGGGAGGAUGAAGGAGGGUUACACGGUGCGACAGGCACAGCCGGCGGCGUCGAAGGCGUCGUCAUCAGCGGGCACGAAGAUAGGUUCAUUCGGUUCUUCGAUGCCAACAGCGGCCAAUGUACAUACUCGAUGCUUGCGCAUCCUGCCGCGAUUUCCGCACUUCACUUGUCGCCUGACGGCCGCGAAGCCGUGUCAGCGGGCCACGACGCGUCGAUCCGUUUCUGGUCGCUCGAGAAGCGUAUUUGCACGCAGGAGAUCUCGAGCCAUCGCAUAAUGCGCGGAGAAGGAGUUUGCAGCGUCGUAUGGAGUCAAGAUGGUCGCCUGGUCGUUUCUGCAGGCGGUGACGGUGUCGUAAAGGUGUUUGUCAGAAGCAUCAUUCACGCGUAG
Lasiodiplodia theobromae is the source of this 2502-nucleotide messenger RNA. RefSeq names its product Striatin pro11. The transcript has 4 exons. Gene Ontology annotation, molecular function: protein binding. NCBI's taxonomy places the organism in Eukaryota, Fungi, Ascomycota, Dothideomycetes, Botryosphaeriales, Botryosphaeriaceae. The record is from RefSeq and is a predicted model, not a curated record. The coding region runs from base 1 to 2502 and encodes 833 amino acids.